Coregonus clupeaformis (lake whitefish) is the source of this 2293-nucleotide messenger RNA. Its product is annotated as leukotriene B4 receptor 1-like. Lineage: Eukaryota; Metazoa; Chordata; Actinopteri; Salmoniformes; Salmonidae. Gene Ontology annotation, cellular component: membrane. The coding region runs from base 324 to 1529 and encodes 401 amino acids. Gene Ontology annotation, biological process: neuropeptide signaling pathway. The transcript is spliced from 3 exons. The record is from RefSeq and is a predicted model, not a curated record. Gene Ontology annotation, molecular function: leukotriene receptor activity; G protein-coupled peptide receptor activity.
GAUUCGAUCACGUAACCUUUGGGUUGCUAGACGUUCACGUUAUACUGUUGUGAAAUGUAUUCGUUCACGUUAUACAUACCAACCUCCCUCCUUUCGUUUCUGUCUUAAGUAACCUCCUGUCUUUAUCUGUGAUUGAAAUUCUCUUAAAAAAUGGUAUACUGCACACAAAUACAUUUCACAAUAAUCUGUGACACCGGGUUGCUAAACAACGUGUUUCAAGCAACUUCCUCUGUUUCGAUGACAAAAUCCUGUAUUUCCUCACCACUUUAUUUACCUGUCUGUCUGUCUGUCUCGCUCUCUCUUUCUCGCUUCCAACUCUCAGGAUGGAAACCACAGCAUGGAAUAACACCAGCUACUUCUCUACCAACUCAUCCCCUCCAAACCCAUCCAUCCCUUAUUAUGUUGAAAUCUCAUUUCUCCUGGUUGCUAUGGCCAUGGGUCUCCCCGGAAACCUCCUUGUGGUUUGGACCAUACUAUUCCGCCUGAAUCGCCAUUCCAUCACGUCCCUCCUCAUCCUCCAGCUAGCGGCUGCUGACGCACUUGUGCUGCUCUCCGCUCCCUUCUUCAUUCACCAGCUCUUCAUGGGCAGAGUCUGGGAGUUCGGAGAGGGAGUGUGUAAGUUCCUGCACUACGUCUGCGGCAUCAGCAUGUACCUCAGCGUCCUGUUGAUUACCUUGAUGGGCGUCGACCGACACCUUGGCGUGGUAUGUCCCUUCCUGUCCCAGCGCGUCCGGACGAAGUCGAGGCUGUUCCCUAUCAUGGGCGGGGUGUGGGCGCUGGCUAUAGUGCUGCCCACUCCUCUGCUUGUGUACCGCCAGGUCCGAAAGGGGGAGUGUACCACGCAUUACCCCGGGCCCGCCCACCAGGUGUUCCACUAUUCCCUAGAGACAGUUACUGCGUUCCUGGUCCCCUUCAGCAUCGUGACGGUCUGCUACUUGCGUAUCGCUCGUACCUUAGCAUCCAGCUGCGCCCACUGGCACCACCGCUCCUACAGGAAGACCAACCGCUUCAUCGCACUGAUAGUCUUGGCUUUCGCCCUCUUGUGGGCUCCGUACCACCUGGUCAACAUCCUGCAGGUGGGGGCCAUUCUUUCCGGGUCCACGGAUUUGCUGGGGUUCUGUCUGCGAGCCAGGACGGUGGUCAUAGCCUUAGCUUACCUCAGCAGUGCUGUCAACCCUUUGCUCUAUACCAUGGCCAGCUCCUGCUCUGGCUCCUCCCUCACACGCUCUGGCUCCUCCCCCAAUGGUGUGGGGGGCGUGGCACUGCUGCUUGAGGGGAAGGCCUCCAACAUGGACACGCCCAGCAUGAGAGCAAAGCAUGAUGGUAGCGGUAGAGAGAAAGAGAAGGAGGACUGGGGAGGUGGGAAACAAGAGGGAGAGGUAGAAGAGAUGACAAUGGUUCCAGGGAAAAGAGAGGUGGAGAAGGAGGACAAGGAGGCAAAGGACGAGGAGGAAGAACAAGAAAAAGAGAGGACAAGUUCCAGGAAAAAGGAGGAGGAGGGAAAAAAUUUCCUGAAGGCAACGAAAUGACUGGAGGACCUGCUUGCCAGCCGGAUAUGACUCUUCUGAUAGCUGUCUUGUUGUGAAUGUUGAUCUCACCUCUAAGAGUUUCCUAGUCAAUCAACGGCAGCCAUAUCUUCUCUGAGAAAAGUGUUUUUAAUUUUCAUGCACUGGCACAAAAACAUGACAUGUCUUAAUGCUUUUGAUCAAAUAAAUGUGGUAAACAAUUAUACAAAUAUUGGUAACACUUUACAUUAUACAGUGCUCUUUUUACUCUAACAAUUUGGUAUUGCACUGUACUUACAGCAUUAAAUCACAUGCACACACGCAUGCACACACACAAAUGGAGAGAGGGAGAGAAAGUCAGACAGACAAAACAUACUGUAAAGAUAAUUGACUAAAUUCAACCCACACCCACUGAGCUUGAAUCACCACCUCUAAAAACAGAGAUAUGGUUCAGUCAGUCAUUAAGUCAGUCAUGAACCAUUUGGAAACAUGACUUCUACAUCUAGUGGCCAACCUGCGAACUGCAGGAAACUACAUUCCCUCCAAAACAGCUUCUGCAAUAGUGUCCAACUCAUUCAUCUUCCAGUCACUAUGGCCCAGAUUCCGACUCGUGUUAAGCGCGUGUAAAUAGAACUUUAUUCAUUUUCAUUCUGACCUUAAAUUUAAGCAUGAGAAUAGUAUGCUAUUCAUCCACUAUUCGUUCGAGGUGGAGACCGAAUAAAUGAAGGUGUGGCGGAUACGUCAUAUUCUGACCUUGACUUAAUUCCCUAAUAAUUCCACCACCUUUA